GUAAUAAUUGGUAGGCAGGGCAAUGACCGACCGUGACGAGCGGUAGGAAUUGCUCACUCUCUCACUCUCUUUCAUCCUUGUUCCAAACGCACACUGUGCCACGGGCUGUAAUUCAUCACCGGCACCAACAUCAUUCUGCCCUUCCUGCUAUCGCCCGAGGAUUUGUGGACCCAUACCGCCGCGUGUGCCCCAAGCCCGCCAUUGUCCCAUGCUUUAGCGAGCGAGCGCGAGCAAGCGAGUGAGAGGGAGAGCCAGACACAGCCCGGCUCAGUCCGUGAUUUUGGGGCUCGGCUUCGAAGCGCACUGUCAGGCGGAACUUUUCUAAUUCCGGGCUGGUCUCGCGAUUCCGUUAGCAUCUGGCAUGCGAUACGUCCCGGUGCGAGCGACAUUCAUCCCCAUUGCGCAUCGGUAAUCUGUACAUGGGGGUGAAUUCAGUGUCGUCACGAAGUCGGGCUCUGGAUUAAAAGAGUUCCCUUGUAGCACCCCUCUGCAGACGAGCUCGGAGUUUUUCGUAACCAUGCGGGGAAUGUAAGAGAAGCCUGGCGGGGCAGGGUGCUUGUACAGACUGCAUCCCAUUGUGGGUGAGAGUGAGAGAGAGAGCGAGAGGAUUGCUUAUAUGCUUAGGGACACGGAGCCCACGUGGGUGAUUUUAUGCUGUUUGACGGCUUUUUGAGAAAUUUCGUGUAAAGACAAGGCGAGACGGAGGAGAUUAGUAGAUGUGUAGACCAAGACGGAGGGAUGGGGGGAGAGAUGCGCAGAGCGAGCGGUGGUGACGAGGAGGUGGUCGUGGUGGCAGAGUAGCCCAUGUGCGGCAGCUGACUUGCAGUGACGCAUCGGCCACUUGAUGCACCCAUCUCAAGGGGUGGGAUUUUCCUCCGCUAUCAUUGUUGUCGGUUGUAGCGGUUUCGUGCUCGUGCGGACAGGAACUACAUUUUAGUUCACGCCGACCUGCCCGAGCCUUACUACGCUCAUGCCAUUGUGGGAGCAAGCAUUGUUGAUUCCGAGCAGGUGUUGUAGUGUUCUUUGCGUGCGGUCAUGCCUUCGGUCGCCAAUGUACAAGACUCGUGUGGGUGAGGAGGCGGAGGUCGACAGUUGAGAGUGUUGGCGGCAAUGUCGGCAGGUAUGCCUGGGCCGCAGCCAUCUGGAGAUGGAAAGGUGGUCGAAUACGACUCAGAGUCUCCGUCAUUAGCAAAGCUACCAGGUCCAUGGCCAGCCAGCAACGACGGCCACAGCUACAAUUCACGCGCUAAUAUGGGUUCCUGGGCUCGACGCACGAGUUUCAAGGGCAUGGAGCGGGGGGCCAGCAACGGCAGCGACAUUGAAAUAAACCUGUCCGAUGUUACCCACAUCCCCAAGAAUUCCCAAAUCGACUCUGCCGAACAUUCACCCGUCGUGAGAAGCCACGAAUCAAGAGUCGCCACAAACGGGAUUAGAAACGGGUUGCAUGCCAACGGAACGAAGGAGAUCACAGAGAAGAAUGAGGUGGUCCCCUUGAAAGCAGCCGCUGGAGCACCGCCCGGGCCGUUCAACCUUGCAAAGACUAGGGACAUGGAUUCUGACGUGAGCAGGAACAGCAGCGGCCAGCUGCGGAUAGAGCCCCUGCGAAUCUUCAAAGACCCGGACGUCGAUGCCAUGUCUCAAUCGGAGGACAGCGACGACAGAUUCGUCAUCUCGAAGCACUUGCACAUGGAAUAUGAGCUUCGAGAGACGCCUGGUCUCGUGCCGUUGAUCCUUUACGGCAUUCAACAUUAUUUCUCCAUUGCUGGCUCGCUCAUUUUGAUUCCUCUUGUCAUUGUGCCUGCAAUGGGCGGGACGCCUGAGGACACGGCCAGUGUUGUUUCAAGCAUGCUUAUGGUGUCAGGGCUCUCUACUCUACUGCACACAUCUUUCGGAUCAAGGUUGCCUUUGAUCCAGGGAGCAUCGUUUGUCCACCUCGCACCAGCACUUGCUAUUAUCUUCUCCCCUGAAUUUUAUAACCUCAAAGAAGAUAGGUUCAAGAAAACAAUGAGGGAAUUGCAAGGUGCUGUUAUCAUUGGUGGUGCGUUCCAAACUUUCUUGGGAUAUAGCGGCGGUAUGUCACUUCUUCUGAGGGUAAUUAAUCCAGUAGUCGUAGCACCGACUGUAGCAUCUGUAGGACUCGCCUUCUUUGCCUACGGAUUUUCAGUCGUCGGCAGGUGUGUGGAGAUUGGCAUCCCGCAAAUUCUUGCACUUGUGCUCUUUGCCUUGUACCUCCGGAAGCUCACUGUCUUCGGCCACCGAAUUUUCCAAGUGUAUGCUGUGCCGCUGGGACUUGCACUAACUUGGGCAUAUGCAUUUCUGCUGACGGAGUCCAAAGUAUACAACUACUCGGGAUGUAGCUUCAGCCAACGACACAAUGCGACAGCAGUGCUCACGCCGGAGUGCCAGGAUCGGAUGGCAACAAUGCUCAGUUGUCGAACAGACGUAUCUAACGCCCUAUCCACUUCAGCAUGGUUCCGCUUCCCGUAUCCAUUCCAAUGGGGGGUCCCUACGUUUCAUUGGCAAACCGCAGUGGUGAUGAUGGUAGCAUCAGUUAUUGCUUCGGUUGACUCGGUGGGCGCCUACCAUGCCUCAUCACUCUUGGUGGCAUCUAGAGCACCUACUCACGGAGUGGUGAGCCGGAGCAUAGGGUUGGAGGGGUUGACAAGCGUGUUAGCAGGAUUCUGGGGCACUGGUUCAGCGGCUACCACGUUGACCGAGAAUGUGCACACCAUUGCAGUUACCAAGAUGGGCAGUCGUCGCGCUGUGGAAUUUGGUGCUUGCGUCCUGAUUGUUGCGUCAGUUAUUGGAAAAAUUUCGGGAUUUAUAGCAACGAUACCACAGGUGAUUGUUGCAGGGCUCCUGGUUUUCAUGUGGACAAUGCUGGCUGCCAUGGGCUUAUCCACCUUGCGCUACAGCGAAACAGGGAGCUCCCGAAAUGUGUUGAUUGUGGGGCUGUCCCUAUUUUUGUCGUUCUCUAUCCCAUCCUACUUCCAGCAGUACGCGUAUGAUCCUAGCUCGUCACUGCCCACUUCUUUUCAGCCAUACAAUGUUGGUGCUCAGGGACCGUUCAACACCAGUAGUAAGAAUGUAAGAAGGAAAUUCCUCAUCACCGUUUUCCAGUUUUUCAGUGAAGAUUUAUCGCAUGAGCUCGUCGUCACUGACCUCCCCAUUCCUGUGUUUAUGUGGCAGGCCAACUUUGCACUAAACACCAUCUUUUCCCUUCACAUGGUGAUUGCAUUUUUAGUGGCCUUUGUUCUGGAUAACACGGUGCCAGGCAGUCGACAAGAGCGUGGCCUCUACGUUUGGAGCAAGGGCCGGACAGCUCGAAAUGAACCUGCAGUAGUGAAAGACUAUGGAUUAGCAUUCGGUUUGAGCAAGUAUUUCAACUGGGUGAGAUGGGUGGGCUUAUAAUGUGGAAGCAUUUUGCUUAAUGCUUGCAGUAUAAAGAGUAGAUUGUCUAAUGUACUAACUUAAGCACAUGGGUUUGUGGAAGAAACACGAUAUCUAGUGAAAGUGCUUCACCACUGCAUCCUAUCUGGUACGUUAAAUUCUUUUUCCGGCCCGAACUACAGGGUCGAUUGAACGAACUUACAGCAGUCCACAAAGCUGAAAGAGUGGAGCUCGCCUCUUUUGUAACAAAUUACCAACCUUAGUGAUCAGCUGCCUUGCCAUGUGACUUGAUCAGCUUCAUAUGAAAUGUUUCUAUUUAUGAACUA
This is a messenger RNA of Physcomitrium patens, 3716 nucleotides long. Its product is annotated as nucleobase-ascorbate transporter 12. The record is from RefSeq and is a predicted model, not a curated record. Gene Ontology annotation, molecular function: transmembrane transporter activity. Gene Ontology annotation, biological process: transmembrane transport. Lineage: Eukaryota; Viridiplantae; Streptophyta; Bryopsida; Funariales; Funariaceae. Gene Ontology annotation, cellular component: membrane.